Odontomachus brunneus is the source of this 3854-nucleotide messenger RNA. Its product is annotated as spermatogenesis-associated protein 20. Bases 992 to 3439 code for a protein of 815 amino acids. The record is from RefSeq and is a predicted model, not a curated record. The transcript has 13 exons. Gene Ontology annotation, biological process: carbohydrate metabolic process. Lineage: Eukaryota; Metazoa; Arthropoda; Insecta; Hymenoptera; Formicidae.
UGAAUAGUCACUGAUAUCAGUUAUGAGUAUAGCACUGAGCAUUUUCAGUGCUAUACUUAUAACUGAUAUCAGUGACUAUUCACUGAUUCACUUUAAGAGAUCAAGUCAUAGAACAAAAGAAGAAGAUUUGCUAUCGUCUUGAUACGGAGUUUUCUUGACGCUGCUGCUAAAGCAGCUACUUGCUUGACGAGAGCGUUAAAGUUGGGCGUGUUCAACUUUGUCGCAGUGACUACUAAACGCCGCGACUUCAAAAUUGUAGACGCUAGCGAAUAAAAAAUAAGCGUUUUAAAGAAAUGUUUAUCAGCAAAUUCGCUGACGAAUUAAGAAGCUUGUUUAAGGCAAAUAAAAGCAUCUUUUGCAAACACUACGCACCUUUUAGACAUUUGUGCUAUCUAGUAGGCCGAUUCUUUAACUUUGUAACGAUGAUGUCACUAGCAUGGUGUGUCUUUGCACAGCUUUUCUACUAAUAUACUAUGUAUUAUACUUGCACAAUAACAGCAUAACGAUACUAUCCGAUGACAAAUUUUUUCAUGUAUAAUUAUAUAUAAUCAUAUAAAAUUAAUUAAACAAGUUAAAGGUUCUUGACACGAAUCGAAACAAACAAUUAAUAAGGCAAAUAAGAACCAACAACCGAUCUCAGUUUAAUCUUGUUUUUUUUUUUCUUUUUUUGUUUACUGGCGUACCGUCUAUCUUAGUUUUAUGUUUUUACAUUGUUUUGAUUCUUGAAUUAUAUCAUAUAUAUGUAUUUCCCAUCUAACGUGCCGAUCUUCAUAUUUACACAAACAUUAUUGUGAUGGCCAUUGGUUUUGAGUCUGACACCUAACAGCACAAAUGUCCAGGAAACGUCCAGAGUACGUCCUGGAGACAUUUGUACGUCCUCAGGACAUCUGUGCGACGUCCCCAGGAGAUUUUGUGCUAUAUGGGACAGUUUGACUGUUGGAAUUGACCUUUAUGCGAUCUGCGGCACGCACGUAUCGAUGCCACACGUGUUAUGAUUUCGAGAAAAUGCAGCCUUUUAUCGACAUUUCGCUACAUAUCUAAGAAACAGUGCGAUACGAUUGCACGUGGUCGUGCGAAUUCUUCUUUGGUGGGAAGAGUUUUAUUACCCGUCGUGGGACGACACACUAACAAUAGAUUGGGUUCCGAAACAUCACUUCAUCUGUCGACUGUCAGAAUGGCGUCGACGUCCAAAGGUGGCGGCAAAAACGUUGGCCAUUCUGGUGCGAAAAAGUUGAAUAGUUUGAGCUUGGAGAAGUCGCCGUAUUUACUGCAACAUGCGGCCAAUCCUGUGGAAUGGUAUCCUUGGGGCGAUGAGGCUCUAGAGCGGGCCAAAAAGGAGGACAAGAUGAUUUUCCUGUCGGUCGGCUAUUCUACAUGUCAUUGGUGUCACGUGAUGGAAAAAGAAUCGUUCGAGAACGAGGAAAUCGCACGCAUCAUGAAUGAUAACUUUAUUAAUAUCAAAGUGGACAGAGAAGAGAGGCCUGAUAUCGACAGGAUAUACAUGACGUUCGUUCAGGCAAAAUCAGGUCAUGGUGGUUGGCCGAUGAGCGUUUUUCUGGCCCCGAAUUUAACGCCGGUGACAGGCGGAACCUAUUUCCCACCGGAUGACAGAUACGGUCUCAUAGGGUUCAAAUCGCUCUUGCUAGAAGUUGCGAAGAAGUGGGCACUGCAGAAAAACGACAUAAUCAAAUCUGGCGCUAACAUAGUGGGUCGUUUAAAGGAUAUCGUAGAGCGUAGAGAAGGCCUAAAGGAGGACGAUGGAUUCCCCACGGUGGAAUGCAGCUUACUGUGCGUCCACCUUCUGGCGAACGGAUACGAGCCGAAAUUUGGCGGAUUCGGCAGUCAGUUCAGAAUGAACGCGCCGAAGUUUCCCGAGCCUGUCAACUUCAAUUUUCUCUUCAGCGUAUAUGCUUUGAGCUCUUCGUCCGAGCUGCGUAAGGAGUGUUUAGAGAUGUCCUUGCACACCUUGACGAAGAUGGCUCAUGGCGGGAUUCACGAUCACGUAGGACAAGGAUUUUCGAGAUACUCCGUAGACGGCGAGUGGCAUGUGCCUCAUUUCGAAAAAAUGCUCUAUGAUCAGGCGCAAAUAAUACAAGCUUAUGCUGACGCUUAUGUUAUCACGAAAGAUCCUUUUUACUCCGACAUUGUGGACGAUAUCGCGACAUACGUUGAACGUGACUUACGACAUAAGGAAGGUGGUUUCUACAGCGCGGAGGAUGCGGAUUCGCUGCCGGACUCGCAGGCUUCGGCGAAACGAGAGGGCGCGUUCUACGUUUGGACUUAUGACGAACUCAAGAGCCUUUUGGACAAGAAAGUACCCAACCACAAUAACGUUCGAUUUUUCGAUUUGAUCUGCUAUCACUUCAACGUGAAAAAAGAGGGAAAUGUGCGGAAGGCUCAAGAUCCUCAUGGCGAACUCACGGGUAAAAAUGUGUUUAUCGCGUAUGAGGCAGUGGAAAAAACCGCGGAGCACUUCGGCAUCAGCCUGGAGGAUACGAAAACUUCUAUCAAGCAGGCUUGUCAAAUUUUGUUUAAGGAGAGAUCGAAAAGACCGCGACCUCACUUGGACGACAAGAUGGUCACAGCGUGGAAUGGCCUCAUGAUAAGUGGCUUCGCACGCGCUGGAGCAGCUGUGCGGAACGCAAAGUACGUGGAAUUAGCGACGGACGCUGCCAAGUUCGUGGAGCGAUAUCUGUUUGACGAAAAUAAAGGCGUGCUGCUUCGCAGUUGUUAUCACGGGGAAGGCGACAAAAUUAUACAAACGAGUGUACCGAUAAACGGUUUCCACGAUGACUACGCGUUCAUCAUAAAGGGACUGCUUGACUUAUAUCAGGUUAACUUUGAUGUACAUUGGCUUGAAUUCGCUGAGCAACUACAAGAUAUACAGGAUCGACUGUUUUGGGACUCGCAGGACGGCGGUUACUUCUCAACAGUCGAUGACUCUCAGAUGAUUCUACGAAUGAAAGACGCUCAUGAUGGCGCAGAGCCGUCCGGUAAUUCAAUCGCUUGCUCCAAUCUGCUGCGGCUGGCGGCUUUCUUAGAUCGCAGCGAGCUCAAGAAUAAGGCCGCGCGACUUUUGCGCGCCUUCGGCAAAGGACUCACGGAGAUACCGAUCAUAUUUCCGCAGAUGACCUUGGCGCUACUCGAUUAUCACUACACAACGCAGAUUUAUAUACUAGGGAAACCGGGCGCCGAGGACACGAACGAGAUGUUGAACGUGAUCCGUGAACGUUUGAUACCCGGCAUGGUGCUCUCACUGGUCGAUCACGAGCGGCAGGAUAACGUGCUGUUCCGCAAGAACGCGAUCGUCAGCAAGAUGAAAGCGCACAACGGCCGCGCGACGGUCUUCGUGUGCCGACAUCACACGUGUUCCCCACCCACUACGAGUCCGAGCGAGCUCGCCUCCCUGCUGGACGACAAGGGAUUCUCCGCUCUGUGAACGGCGCGGCGAGGUCGCGCUGGCUCGGAUUUCGCAUUGCGCACGUUCCACGCGUGUCAGGGACGGCGAUACGCAGCGAGGGGAGACGUGUCGCGAUUAUUCGCCGAUAUAUCUUGGCGCCGAUUGUACGCUCGUCCCAGGAUCUAUUGCUGUUAAAUAAUGCAACGUUAGUCGACGAAUUGGUAUAGGGAGAGUCCGCCUCCACCAACCGCCGUAGCAUCGUCCUUGCGACUCGACAUAACUCGGACGAAUCGAUAACACGUCGCGGCCGAGUAAAGAGAUGUAUCCCCCGCUGUUGGCAACAUUGGGGAUGGCUGCGGAGUAAUAAAGCUGUUGUUGUUGCACAUUAUUGCAUUGUAAUGUCGUUUAUUUUUGUUCCGAAUAAAAGUUGCAACUGUAAAAAAAUGUACUGUAA